Anolis carolinensis (green anole) is the source of this 3235-nucleotide messenger RNA. RefSeq names its product neutral sphingomyelinase activation associated factor (gene nsmaf). The record is from RefSeq and is a predicted model, not a curated record. Gene Ontology annotation, molecular function: protein binding. Bases 206 to 2962 code for a protein of 918 amino acids. Lineage: Eukaryota; Metazoa; Chordata; Lepidosauria; Squamata; Anolidae. The transcript has 31 exons.
CGUGCGCGCGCAACCAAACAAGCAAGCAAUCAAUCAACCCCAGCCGGCCGGGAUGAGAGCGGGACCGAAACGGUAUAAAUGGCCGUGGGCGGCCCGGGCUGGGAGCCCCUGGUGGUGAGCAAGCGAGCGAAGGAGGGAGGUCCCUGUUCGGCGUCCAGUUCCUGUCCUGCCGGGAGGAGAGUGCUGCUGUGCGGAAGCUGGGCUCAUGGCCUUCAUUCGGAAGAGGCGGCAGGACCAGCGGCUCUACUCCAAGGAAAGGUUUUCCCUGCUACUUCUUAAUCUGGAAGAAUACUACUUCGAACAGCAUACGGCUAAUUACAUUUUUAACAAGGAUGAGAGAGAGAAAAGGCAAAUCAGAGGCUCAUUAAAAAUCUGCUCAAAAUCAAUCAUAUUUGAACCUGAUGAGAUAAACCACCCCAUUAUUAAGAUCCCCCUGAGAGACUGCAUUAAAAUAGAAGGACCAGAUGAAGAGGAAAGAAACAAUCCCUUUGCAGAGGGCAACCUUGGGAAUAUUUCUAUUUUAACCAAUCAGGCUUUUCUCACAAAAGAACAAAACAUCAUUGCACCUUUUAAAACUGAAAGAGGUAAAACUGAAUAUAUAUUUCAACUGGAUGUUGCUGGAAAGGUUGAAGAUGUUGUACAUACGCUUCAUCAGUUAUACAGAGCAUCUUGCUUGGAUAAGUUGGGAGAUCAGGCUGCUAUGAUAACGGCUAUCUUGCAAUCACGUUUGGCCAGGACACCGUUUGAUAAGAACAGAUUUCAAAGUGUUUCUGAAAAACUGCACAUGGAGUGUAAAGCUGAAAUGGUUACGCCGCUGGUGACUAAUCCAGGACAUGUAUGCAUCACUGACGCAAACUUGUAUUUCCAGCCUCUUAAUGGCUACCCAAAGCCCGUGGUUCAAGUGACAUUGCAUAGCGUUAGGCGCAUCUAUAAAAGAAGACAUGGACUAGCACCUUUGGGUCUGGAAGUAUUUUGUACAGAGAAUGAUCUAUGUUCGGACAUCUAUUUGAAAUUUUACAACACUCAGGACCGAGAUAAUGUCUAUUUCUACGUGGCAACAUAUUUAGAGAAUCAUGUUACUGAGCAUACAGCAGAGAGUUAUAUGCUACAAUGGCAACGAGGACAUAUUUCAAACUACCAGUAUCUUCUUCAUCUCAAUAAUCUGGCUGAUAGGAGCUGCAAUGACCUGUCCCAGUAUCCAGUGUUUCCAUGGAUCAUAGCAGAUUACUCUAGCUCAGAACUGGAUUUGACAAAAACUGAAACAUUUCGUGAUCUCAGUAAACCAGUAGGUGCACUAAAUAAAGAAAGGUUGGAUAGAUUAUUGGUACGCUAUCGGGAAAUGCCAGAACCAAAGUUUAUGUUUGGUAGCCACUACUCUUCGCCAGGUUAUGUCCUGUUUUAUCUUGUCCGAGUUGCACCAGAAUACAUGCUUUGUUUGCAAAAUGGAAAGUUUGAUCAUCCUGACAGAAUGUUCAACAGCAUUGCAGAAACUUGGAAGAACUGUUUAGAUGGAGCAACAGAUUUCAAAGAGUUGAUACCCGAAUUCUAUGAAAAUGAUUCCAGUUUCCUGCUAAAUAACCUGAAGCUGGACUUGGGAAAGACACAAGGAGGAAAGAUGGUUGACAAUGUGGAACUUCCCCCUUGGGCGUCAGAUGCUGACGACUUUCUUAAGAAGAGCCAAGAAGCUUUGGAAAGCCAGUAUGUGUCGGAACAUCUUAAUGAAUGGAUUGACUUAGUGUUUGGCUACAAGCAGAAGGGAAACGAAGCUAUUGCUGCUCAGAAUGUAUUUCAUCCAUUAACUUAUGAAGGAGGAGUAGAUUUGAACAGAAUUAUGGACCCCGACGAGAGAGUAGCUCUGUUGACACAAAUCCUAGAGUUUGGGCAGACUCCAAAACAGUUAUUUACAAUCCCUCAUCCUCGGAGAAUAAUUCCAAAGUCAAGAAAGCUAUCCCAUGCAUCUAGUAGAAGUCCUUCUAUGGCCGAGUCUCCAGUCUCUCCAUGUGAAGAAUCAUUUGAAGAUUUGACAGAAGAGAGCAUCCUACUUGCCUGGAACAACAUGACCAGAUUAAAACUAGAUGGCCAAUACAAGAUUCACAAAGGGGAAAUAACUGGAAUUGCUGUGCGUUCUGGUUCGAGACAGUCUUCCAUUUUUACUACAUCUAAAGAUUCUACUUUGAGGAUGUUUUCUACAGAAUCGAAGAUGCUCCAGAGGAGUGUGUCAUUCUCAAACAUGGCUUUGUCCUGCUGUUUAAUCCUACCAGGUGAUACCACUGUCGUAUGUUCUUCAUGGGACAACAAUGUUUAUUUCUAUUCUAUAGCUUUUGGAAGGCAGCAGGACACCUUAAUAGGCCAUGACGAUGCUGUCAGUAAGAUUUGCUGGCACAAUGAUCGCUUGUAUUCUGCAUCCUGGGAUUCCACUGUAAAGGUGUGGAGCUGCACUUCUACAGAACUGGGCAAUAGGAAGCAUUUUGAACUGCUUGCUGAAUUGGAACAUGAUGUUAGUGUCAAUACAAUCAACUUAAAUGAUGCAUAUACGCUCCUGGCCUCGGGAACAAAAGAAGGGACCAUUAGCAUCUGGGAUGUUUCAACUGCCUCUGUGUUACAUCAAAUUGCAUGCCAUUCAGGGGCUGUCUUCGAUGCGGCUUUUAGUCCUGAUAGCCGACACUUGCUAAGUGCAGGAGAAGAUGGCUUCUUUAAAGUUAUCGAUGUACAAACUGGAAUGAUUAUAUCAUCUGUGUCUACAGAGCUACCCCAAAGAUGUUUCAAGUGGGAUGGGAGUACUGUCCUAUCAGGAAGUCAGUCAGGAGAACUGUUCGUUUGGGAUAUAGUUGGAGGAAAAAUAGUGGAAAGAAUCUCAGGCCAUGCAGGUGCUGUUACUUCUAUGUGGAUGAAUGAGCAAUGUAGCAACAUAAUCACUGGAGGGGAAGAUAAACAUAUCGGGUUCUGGAAACAGCAAUACUAAGUGCCUUCCCUCUCGAAGUAUAUCAGUAUUGAAGAUAUUUUAAACCAAACUUUUUAAAGAACUUUAUUCACAAAUGAUGAUGCCUGCUGCAGUUCAGACAAAGAGCUUUGGCUGCCUCUAGCUUCUGUUGUGUGUAGCUGAAAGCUCUGAAAUAUUUAUGUCAAGACUACAGUAUGCACCUGUAUUUUGUUUACAAAUGUCAUUUCAGCUUGUAAACUUAUCUUAAUACUUAACUGAAAAUAAAGAAUUAUUUUUAUGUAAACAAAGUUUUAA